CGGGCGGGGGAGGGACGGAGCCCAGCCUGGCCCCACUUCCACCAAUCACAGGCUGCCCAACGAGUCCGUCGGGUUCCGAGUGCCGGGAGAGACCGAGCCGACUCGGCAAGAGGCGGGGAUUGCGGAAAAGUAGAGCCAAUAGGAGCAAAGCCUUCCCGCCCCUCCGCCUUGAUGGAUAGCCACGUUCUGACCAAUGGGGCAAUUCUCAUUUCGAAGAAAGCGGGACUUGGUAGCCCUGUUCGGAAGAAAGGUUGCGCGCAGGGGGAGGGUCUAGGAUGGACCUCGUGGAGGAACCUUGACAGAGCAAGGGGCCAGAGGGUGUCCUUUGACCAGUGCACGAAGUCACGUGGGAUGACCGGGGGCGGGGGCGGAAAAGCCGGAUAAGUUACUUCCGGGUCAUGACAAGUGUAAACCCGGUCGGAUAGCGCUUGAUCUUCCCUGCAACUUCUCGUCCGGGAGCGGGGUGGUCGUGGUUUCGGCGAUGAGUUCCCAGAAGGGGAACGUGGCUCGUUCCAGGCCUCAGAAGCACCAGAACACGUUUAGCUUCAAAAAUGACAAGUUUGAUAAGAGUGUUCAGACCAAGAAAAUAAAUGCAAAACUUCAUGAUGGAGUAUGUCAGCGCUGUAAAGAAGUUCUUGAAUGGCGUGUAAAAUACAGCAAGUACAAACCACUAUCAAAGCCUAAAAAAUGUGUUAAAUGUUUACAAAAGACAGUGAAGGACCCUUAUCACAUAAUGUGUAGACCUUGUGCUUGUGAACUUGAAGUUUGUGCUAAAUGUGGAAAGAAAGAAGACAUUGUUACUCCGUUUAUUAAAGAAUCAGAAAAGACAGAAAAUUUUGAAAAUAAUCUAAGUACCAACCAUAGAAGAAGCUGCAUAAGAAAUGAAGACGAAAGUGAUGGUGAUUUAGACUUUGAUAUUGAUUUAGCUGACACGGAAGAAGACAAUCAAGUGAACUAAUAUAAGUACAUUAAAUGUCAGUCUGAGAAUAUGAAGUUCUGACCAACUUGUGACUUUGAAGGCUUUACAAAAAACUAUUGUAAAAUUGGAAAACCUGUAGAAAAUAGGCACAAUUUAUACAUGGAUAACAUAAGUUGUGAGUGAUAAAAUUUGAGUGAUCACAAAGCUUUUGUCCAGAGUUUUCUUAUAAUAAAUUUGUAAGUAGCGUAUGCUAGAAUAUUUGCCAAAGUUGACUGUUGAGAUAUUAUAUUACAAUGCAUGGGAAUUAUUUAGAAAACUAUUACCUAAUAUCAAACUAAAAAUGAUUCAGAAUUGAUGGUUACAUAAGAACUACCUCAUGUAAAUAUAAAAAGACAUUAUUAUGUUGUUAGCCUUGAAAAUUGGCCCUCAGCACCUGGAGCAAAUGAAGAACACCAAAGACACAAGGUAGUUAUGAGCCCAAGAGACAGAAAGGGCCACAUAAAUCAGAGACUACAUCAGCCUGAGACCGGAAGAAAUAGAUGGUGCCCGGCUACAACCUAUGACUGCCCCGACAGGGAACACAACAGAGAAUCCCUGAUGGAGCAGGAGAGCAGUGGGAUGCAGACCUCAGAUCCUCAUGAAAAAAGACCAGACUUAAUGGUCUGACUGAGACUAGAAGGACCCCGAAGGUCAUGGUCCCCAGAUCUGCUGUUAGCCCAAGACUGAAACCAUUCCCAAAGCCAACUCUUCAGGCAGGAAUUGGACUAGACUAUAAGACAGAAAAUGAUACUGGUGAGGGGUGAGCUUCUUGGCUCAAUAGACAAAUGAGGCUAUGUGGGCAGCUCCUGUCUGGAAGGGAGAUGAGAAGGCAGAGGGGGACAGAAGCUGGCUGAAUGGACACGGGAAUACAGGGUGGAGAGCAACUAGGAUUAUAUAAAAAAACAAGGUGAAUAUAAAUUUUUGUAUGAGAGACUGACUUGAUUUGUAAACUUCCACAUAAAGCACAAUAAAAAAAAAAAAAGCCCUCAGUAAUUACAUUUU
Messenger RNA from Loxodonta africana (African savanna elephant), 1960 nucleotides. RefSeq names its product chromosome 9 C9orf85 homolog (gene C9H9orf85). The transcript has 4 exons. NCBI's taxonomy places the organism in Eukaryota, Metazoa, Chordata, Mammalia, Proboscidea, Elephantidae. The record is from RefSeq and is a predicted model, not a curated record. The coding region runs from base 482 to 958 and encodes 158 amino acids.